This is a messenger RNA of Oppiella nova, 1447 nucleotides long. The record is from the annotation of a GenBank genome assembly. Lineage: Eukaryota; Metazoa; Arthropoda; Arachnida; Sarcoptiformes; Oppiidae.
GUAUUUCAACGCUUUAAUCACAAUUGAUAUGCAAUGCAAACGAUUGUCACAAACACCUGAUUCAGACCUUCUUCUGCCCAUUGAAGUGAUGAUAACUCCGCUUAAGAAGCGAUUUCAAUACCAUUUCAUGGAAACCAAAAGCAAACUCAAUAGACUUGAAAAGCCCGAAUGGUAUUUAUCGCAAACUCUGGUAUGGAUUCGACAAAACGAGACAUUCUUAUCACAAACUAUUGAUCCAUUGCUAAGAAGCCAUUCGAGUCAAUUGGUUCCAUCGAAACUGCAAUUGAUUAGUGGUUUGAUUGAAUGCCUGACCGCUAAACUCAAACACGAUUUGCCUUCACUUGUCUUCGAUGACAAACUCUUCACGCAUACCGUCGAUGAAGUGUUGGUCUUUAGUCGCGAGCUCUUAGACAUUGAGCCCAAUAUAUAUCAAGUGUUUCCGAAUUGCAAUCUAAUGAAUGUCUUCUCUUGUGAGCCAUUCUUCACACGAAUCAUAACUCUGGAGAAGAAGAAAUCGACAGAAUUUGUUGAAUUGAUUGUCUCAUCGAAGAGCGCAUGGAAUGAGAUGUGUGGCCACGAAGGCAUCGAUGAGUUGCGGAUCUGUGAGUGCGGCGACAACUUUGUGCUAAUGCUUCAGUCCAUAACCAACCGGUGCUCUCUGUUUACGGAUAACUCACUGAAGUACUCAUUCGUGAGAUUACAACUCGAUAUAUUGGAUGACUUCCGACUGCGACUCAUCCAAUUGAUCCACACGAGUGACCAGUCGUGGCCGCACUCUCAGCAGUACUUCGCUAUUAUUAAUACAUUUAAUUACUUGAUUGUAGUCUUAAAUGAGUGGAAGAUUUUGCCAUUUUUUGUGCAAAUAUCAGAAACAUAUUCACCGAAUGAGACGGUCUUUGACCCAAUUAUAGGACUGUUUCAACACGUGUUGAAUGAAUUCAUUCUCCAAAUAAAAACUUUAUUUUUAAGUGAAUUUCGAGAUAAACUACAGGCAUAUCAGUCGACCAAAUGGUUUUGUCUUAAAUCUAUAGACAACUGCCUGAGUCCUAAUGCCUCGCAAUUAUUGCACUUUAUAUCUACAAACUUAGUCUCAUUGCAAAAAUCUUUAUCAAACACUUUAUUCGACACCAUUUUACACGAAAUGGCGGAUCAGAUAAAUCGAAGUUUACUGGAAGAUGUGAUUCUCAAGAACUCAUUCAAUGAAUUUGGUGCCAAACAAAUGGAUUACGACAUAUCGGUUGGAUUGCUGUCUGUUUUCAGACUAUAUAUAACGAGACCUCAACUCCAUUUCGCAACACUUAAUGAAGCGCUAAAACUACUGAACCUCGAGAGAGGCACUCAUCUGCUCCUCAAAGACAUUCUGGUCGACGACCGCAAUAACACCGACGCGAAGGUAGCCCUCAAAGAGAUGCACAUCUCCUCUAUAUCUCCACAUUUGGCGCUAAAU